AAAUGUCAACUGAUAUAAAGUUUCUUGCACGAGGCCCAAUGAUGAAUGCAAGGAGAUUUUCUGUUUAUGACAUCAAUGGAUUAAUUCACACGGGUGAGCGUGAAGAACAUGAACCUUAUAUUGAAGCAUCUCAAGCACAAAUGGUGUAUUAUGUUGAUGAUAUGGGAAAUAAAGGGUGGAGUAUUGUUGUGUAUGUCAAGCCAAGGGAUAUAUAUGACAUGGGUCAAGGAAAUGAAGAUGUAGUGUACGAAAAUGAGCCGUAUCAAGAGCAAGAACUUGAACAAUUAUUUGACCCCAAUAAUGAGUACAUCCAAUUAGCUACCAAUUUAUUAGAUAGCGAUGCUAUUGAAGAUAAUGUAGCUACUAACUUGGCAAGAGAUAUGUUUGAAUGAAAAUUUGUACAAAAUUUUACCAAAGGUAACAUUUUAAACUUUUUAUUUAUUAUGCAUGCAUUUGUGUG
Messenger RNA from Arachis ipaensis, 460 nucleotides. The record is from RefSeq and is a predicted model, not a curated record. Lineage: Eukaryota; Viridiplantae; Streptophyta; Magnoliopsida; Fabales; Fabaceae.